This is a messenger RNA of Momordica charantia (bitter melon), 1020 nucleotides long. RefSeq names its product transcription factor JAMYB-like. NCBI's taxonomy places the organism in Eukaryota, Viridiplantae, Streptophyta, Magnoliopsida, Cucurbitales, Cucurbitaceae. The record is from RefSeq and is a predicted model, not a curated record. Gene Ontology annotation, biological process: regulation of DNA-templated transcription. Gene Ontology annotation, molecular function: DNA-binding transcription factor activity; sequence-specific DNA binding. Gene Ontology annotation, cellular component: nucleus.
ACCCCUCUUGGAGCUGGCCUUUCUUAGCAGAUUUGGAAAAACCCCAGCCACCUUUUAUUUUUCUUUAUAUAAACAGAUGGCUGCUGUUUUUCAAUUUGAUUAAUUUCUUGUAGCAAAGUCUUUGAUGGCAAAGAGCCAAACUAGUAGUUGCUCCUCUAGUACUGUUGUUGAAGACGAUCAAAUUGGCCUUAGGAGAGGACCAUGGACUGCCGAUGAGGAUUCGCUUCUUAUUCGUUCCAUCUCCGUCCAUGGCGAAGGCCGAUGGAACUUGCUCGCCAUUCGUUCAGGGCUGAGACGGACGGGGAAGAGUUGCCGUUUGAGAUGGUUGAAUUAUCUGAAACCCGACGUCAAAAGAGGGAGCCUUUCUCCUCAUGAGCAGCUUUUGAUUCUUGAUCUCCACUGCAGAUGGGGUAACAGGUGGUCAAAGAUAGCCCAAGAGUUACCAGGAAGAACGGAUAAUGAGAUAAAGAACUACUGGAGAACCCGGGUUCAGAGGCAGGCAAAGCUUCUGAAUAUCGACACGAAUAGCCCCGAAUUCAAAGACAUUAUAAACCGAUUUUGGAUCCCCAGAUUGGUUCAACAAAUUCACGAAGAGUCUUCUAAUUCCUCGCCGCCUUCUUCUUCUUCUUCCUCUUCACCACAACUUUCGGAUUCGGAUGAGAAACGGCCCCGUUUUGUAACCGCAGAAGAAGACGAAAAAGUCACCGGUUCUGAUCCAUUAUUAUUCUCCGACGUUGUUCCGUCAUGGAAUCACGGCGGCGGCGGAGAUAUGGGGGAUUUUGAUUACCCAAUAGGCGAAUUUACGAGUUGGAUGGAGGAGGAUGAUUCCGACUGCGGCGGCUUAUGGAACUUUGAGGGGUUGUGGCAAUUCUAAUACCUUAUUUUUGGGUUCGUUAUUUUUUUUUUGUUGGAAGAUGACCCCACGAGCCGCAAAAACUCUUUAAUCUAUUAAUUUCUGUGAAAAAAAUAACAAAUAUUUUAGGUUAGUACCCAAACCCAAAAUGUGUAUUAAUUUAAAUA